This is a messenger RNA of Rhodotorula graminis WP1, 2078 nucleotides long. RefSeq lists its product as uncharacterized. Gene Ontology annotation, cellular component: mitochondrion. Gene Ontology annotation, biological process: L-leucine biosynthetic process. The record is from RefSeq and is a predicted model, not a curated record. The transcript is spliced from 9 exons. Lineage: Eukaryota; Fungi; Basidiomycota; Microbotryomycetes; Sporidiobolales; Sporidiobolaceae. Bases 48 to 1853 code for a protein of 601 amino acids. Gene Ontology annotation, molecular function: 2-isopropylmalate synthase activity.
UGCUGGCCCGCACCGCGCUCCGCUCGUCUUCCAUCGUCUCGCGCUCCAUGGCUACCUCGGCUCCCGUCUCGGCCGCAACCUGGCUCAAGGACCCCUCCAAGAAGUACCUGCCCUUUGCCUCGGUCAACCUCCCCGACCGCACAUGGCCCGACAAGCGCAUCACAAAGGCCCCGCGCUGGGCCUCGUCCGACCUGCGCGACGGCAACCAGGCCCUCGUCAACCCCAUGACGCUCGCCCAGAAGAAGCGCGUGUUUGACCUCCUGCUCAAGUGCGGCUUCAAGGAGAUCGAGGCCGGCUUCCCGAGUGCGAGCGAGACCGAGUUCCAGUGGAUCCGCUCGCUCAUCGAGCAGAACCAGACUCCCGACGACGUGUGGCUCCAGGUCUUGACGCCCGCUCGCGGCGAGCUCAUCAAGCGCACGUUCGAGGGCGUCCGCGACGCCAAGAACGUCAUCCUGCACAUGUACAACGCCGCCGCCCCGGUCUUCCGCGACCAGGUCUUUGGCAACACGCAGCAGCAGACGAUCGACCUCGCCGUCAAGCACGUCAAGAUUGUCCGCGAGCAGGUCGACGCCGCCAUCGCCCGCGGCGACCGCACCAACUGGCAGUUCGAGUACUCGCCCGAGGCCUUCUCGCAGACCGAGCCCGACUUUGCCGUCCGCCUGUGCGACGCCGUCCAGGAGGCCUGGUUCGCCGGCCGCGACAAGGCCAACGAGCGGCCCAUCAUCUUCAACCUGCCCGCCACUGUCGAGGUCGCGACCCCGAACAACUACGCCGACCAGAUCGAGUACUUCUGCCGCAACAUCAAGGACCGCCAGCACAUCGUCGUCUCGCUCCACACGCACAACGACCGCGGCACGGGCGUCGCCGCAUCCGAGCUCGGCCUCAUGGCCGGCGCCGACCGCGUCGAGGGCUGCCUGUUCGGCAACGGCGAGCGCACUGGCAACGUCGACCUCGUCACGCUCGCGCUCAACAUGUACACCCAGGGCGUCAGCCCCGAGCUCGACUUUUCCAACCUCGAGGAGUGCAUCGAGGUCAUCACGGCGUGCAGCGACAUCCCUGUUCACCCGAGGGCGCCCUGGGCUGGCGAGCUCGUCUUUACCGCCUUCUCUGGGUCUCACCAGGACGCCAUCAAGAAGGGCUUCGGUCACCGCCAGAAGGACGCGAGCCAGCCGUGGUCGAUCCCGUACCUGCCCAUCGACCCGGCCGACAUUGGCAUGACGUACGAGGCCGUGAUCCGCGUCAACUCGCAGUCGGGCAAGGGCGGCGUCGCGUACCUCGUCCAGCGGUCGCUCGGCCUCGACCUGCCGAAAAAGAUGCAGCCGGCCUUCUACCAGGUCGUGCAGGCCAUCUCGGAGCGCACGGCCAAGGAGAUCACGGGCGACGACAUCGAGAAGGCGUUCCGCGCGACGUACUACUACGGGCCCGAGCACAACGGCCAGUUCACGCUCGUCGACUACUCGUUCGCGACGGGCGCCGACGGCAAGAAGACGUUCACGGGCACGAUCGACGUCAACGGCGAGCACAAGCACAUCAAGGGCGACGGCAACGGCCCCGUGUCGGCGCUCCUCGACGCCCUCAACGAUGCGUGGCCCGUCGGCGGCUCGAAGCAGCACCACCUCUCGGUCAAGGAGUACUCGGAGCACGCGCUCGGUGCGGGCUCGGACGUGCGCGCCGCGUCGUACGUCCAGCUCGUCGACACGACGACGGGCCGCGCCGUGUGGGGCGUCAGCUCGUCGACCGACGUGACCGAGGCGUCGCUCAAGGCCGUCCUGAGCGCCGCGAGCAACGCCGCCGUCGACGCCGAGCGCCGCUACUCUGAGAUUGAGGACGCCGUUAUCGGCGGCCGCGUUUGAACGCGCGCAUCUCACUCUCGCUCUGUCUAUCCUCUCUCUCUCUCUCUCUAUCCCGCCUCGUCGAGCAGUUCCUCUCCUCCCCCUCUUUGUCCCUGUUCCCCUCGCCCUCUCUCGCAGUACCCAUCCUGUCUCUAUCUCUCAAAACAUGCAACCCUCGAGUGUCAAAGCGUGAACAAUUGACUUCUUGCUCGACGAGGCGGGAGGAGAGAGAGAGAGAGAGAGGAC